Messenger RNA from Orbicella faveolata, 1289 nucleotides. Its product is annotated as ciliary microtubule inner protein 7-like. Lineage: Eukaryota; Metazoa; Cnidaria; Anthozoa; Scleractinia; Merulinidae. The record is from RefSeq and is a predicted model, not a curated record.
UGGUAACGAACACAACAUAUAACACCUCGCUACAGAUGACUGGAGGUUAAAUCGGCAAGUUUAAUGGCGAAUAACUCUGUAUUAUAAGAGUUUAAAAAGGUAAUUUAUAGUUGUCAAGUUGCCCAAUGAUUUUGAGAUGACACACGUAUACGAAUCCAAGGACAUUCGCGGAACAUGGUUUCCUUCAGGUUUCCAUGGACAUUUUCGAAGUAAAUCUCGUUCAGAGUUUACAAUUCCUUACCGUCACAGGGCGAAACCAUGUCCGCCACAAAAAUUUCUCAAUUAUGCAACGGAGCGAUCCAACAGACAUCUCUUUUCAAGACAUGAUAACAGACAUUCUCACAGUGAUAUGGGUGACCUUGAAACAUAUUUUGGAAUGGGAAUGGGCAAACGCAAAUAUGUGCAACCCGGUCAAACACAACAUACAAAGAGUACUCGUGACCUGAUAACAUGGAGAGGCAACGAAUCAUCGGACCCUGUAUCAACUUACCGUGCGCAUUACCCAUCUUCACGACCAUCCUCGUGCGUUUUUGGUUUUAACGAAACAGAGCCGAUCCACGUGAGGUCAAAUCUCGAACUUCGACGAAGACAACUUCGGGCGUCUUCGGCUCCGCCGUCGCAGCGCCGAACAGCUCCGUUACUUGCUUGGAAUGAACCCGACGAAGCGCAUCACGGCAAACCUGGGGUUGGUGUCAGACAACCGAUACGGGAGAGCGGAGGAGGUUUUGCGUCAUCAACUCCGUUUGCGCAAACAGCACCAGCCGCUGUACGCUCACAGACUCCUAGCCAAAGUUUCACUAUAUCGGAGACUAUUGUUCCGCUUAGUACCACGUGACUGCUGGCUGCGCAAACACUGCGCAGUCGUAUGUUGCAAGCAAUGAUAGCAAAUAAUCGGGAAUUCAUGAAGAAAAUGUUAUUUGCAGGAUAGCGUACAUGUAGUAUUUGUCGGGAAUCUGUGCUUAUGGUCUUAAAGUGAAGGACAGGGCAAACUCUGAUAAAUGAGCCAAAUGGUAAGUGAGCCAGUCCAUCGGAAUUCGAAUCUGAAGAAUGCAGCUGACGAAAAUGGCGCGAAAAAUGACCGGUGGAAGACACUGACCUGAAAAAGUAAUUGCAGGCGUUUCAUCUCGGAAAAUAGAAAAAAUACCAGAACCGUAGAAUGUUUCGAGAAGUAUUUUAAAAGAAAACAAAGUGCAAUAUAAAUAGAGCACGCUAAUUUGGGGUGGACCUUUUUCAAUCCAUCGACCUCACUGUACAGCGCAUGUAAUAAAAUAAAAGUGCACAUUUACGAA